This is a messenger RNA of Lichtheimia ornata, 225 nucleotides long. RefSeq lists its product as uncharacterized. The transcript is spliced from 4 exons. The record is from RefSeq and is a predicted model, not a curated record. Lineage: Eukaryota; Fungi; Mucoromycota; Mucoromycetes; Mucorales; Lichtheimiaceae. Bases 1 to 225 code for a protein of 74 amino acids.
AUGAAGGUGUCCACGUCAAUUCCCGUUGCUUUCAUUGUCUUGGUGUCCACGCUGAACCAAUUGGCUGCUGCUCAAACAACCAGCUCCUGCCCAGCUCAAAAUCUUCGAUCAGUGCAAGCAAAACGAGGACAAUUACUUGAAAACAUGUACACAAUCAGACUAUGCAUGCUUAUGCAAGUGGCAGACGCAAAAGGUGUCCUGCUGGGAUACAUGUCCCAACGAUAG